Molecule: messenger RNA, 1542 nt
Organism: Coccomyxa subellipsoidea C-169
Lineage: Eukaryota; Viridiplantae; Chlorophyta; Trebouxiophyceae; Coccomyxaceae
Product: SET domain-containing protein
Exons: 7
Coding region: 140-1318 (392 amino acids)
Biological process (GO): peptidyl-lysine monomethylation
Molecular function (GO): protein binding; protein-lysine N-methyltransferase activity
Source: RefSeq, a predicted model, not a curated record
CCGCCGGAAAGAUAGCGCAUACGUUGAAAUAUCAGAGGUGGCAAGACCAAAUCCAAGCAGCCGCUUAGCCACGCAACUACCAAUUGUACCAGCUGGAGAUGGGAUGUGAAUGGUUCUAACUUAUUGAGCACUCCAACCCAUGAAAUUGCAUAAGCAAUUAUCAUGGACGUCAAGAUUCUCGCUUGCUCUGGUGGCUUCCAUCGCACUGAUAAUCUUAUAUUGCAAGAUUGGCACCACAUCUAAAGAUACCCAGCUGCAAAGGAGUGCGGGAUCUUCGUCACAACAUCGCCUGUUACAAUGGGUGAAAGCGAACGGAGGCACGGCUGGAGUGGGCAUUGGGACCGUCAAUGACAAGGGCUUGCGCGGGGUGUUUGCCACAAGGAGCUUCAAGGAAGGCGACACGAUCAUAUCCAUCCCGGAUCGACUAGCUGUGGGACUUGCAUCCCAUGACUACACUGCUGCGGAGCUGACAUUUGCACUGCUCCGGCUGCAAUCCCUUAAUUCAGAAUGGUGGGACUUCAUGAAGCCUUACUGGGACAGCCUACCGAAGGAUGGAGAGGUCCUACGGGAGCAGAGUUUCUCAGAUGAUCUGCUGGCCUUGCUGCAAGACAAAGCCUUGGCUGCAGAGGCGAGGAAGGAGCGUGAGUUUGCAGAAGCGCUGUAUCACGGGACAGCGGAGAGGGGUUAUGAGCAGGGCAGCCUAGCACAGGAGAUGCCCAACCUCAAUAUAUCUCUGCAGGAGUUCAAACACCUCAGCACCGUCAUAGGCAGCUACACAUUCGCGUUUUCGAGGAAGGCAGGCGAGGACGUCAUGAUCCGGUACAUGCUGCCGCUGAUGGACAAGAUGAACCACGCAGCGCCGGAGGAGGCGACUGCGCUAGUCAGGCGCGACCACAGCGCAGGGCAAUUCUUGGUCAUCGCCAUCCGGGACAUCCGGGAGGGGGAUGAGGUGAGAUUCACGUAUAAUCUGUCACUGCUGCGAAACGAUGCGAGCCUGUUCAAGUACGGUUUUGUGCAGCAGCAGGACCCCCCGCGGCUGUGCGGGGUGGACCUGCCCGGGGGGUACCUGGGGGGGGUCCAGGAGGGACCCCCCUGGGAGUACUACGCCGGGGGGCGCCUGGCCACCAGGGCUGAGCAUGCCAGGCUGACAAAAUUACUUUCCAGCUUCCCCACAUCAGAAGAGGAAGAUUCUCGCAUACUGAAAAGUCAGAAGGAGCUAGAUCGAUGGGCCAGAACCUUCAUAGAGUUUCGAAUGCUGCGCAAGAGGGCCUUGCAGCACACAAUAAAGAUACUUAAUGACACCCUUUCAGAGCUUUAGUGGGAUCCUAGGGUACGUGGCAGUUGGUUUCAAUUUGGAAACCUUGGUCUGAUUGUUCAUGUUCUGCAAGCAUUGCAAAAACUUUUCACCUGGGAUUCCUCCUUGUUGCAGUAAUACCCAACUGGUGCCAAAUAACCGACACUGCCCUUUCUGACUGAGUGCGCACCUGUAUCCAACUAUUUGAUGUUACUUCUGACAUUCGAAGACAUUGUAAAAUCUUCUCU